Lepus europaeus (European hare) is the source of this 8087-nucleotide messenger RNA. It is a transcript of the gene MRTFB, whose product is annotated as myocardin related transcription factor B. The transcript has 18 exons. Lineage: Eukaryota; Metazoa; Chordata; Mammalia; Lagomorpha; Leporidae. Gene Ontology annotation, biological process: smooth muscle cell differentiation. The record is from RefSeq and is a predicted model, not a curated record. The coding region runs from base 247 to 3468 and encodes 1073 amino acids.
GCGGCGGCGGCGGUAGCGGCGGCGGCGGCGGCGGCCCGGGAGGUUUAUAAUAAAGGUGCUAAGGAGGAGAAUGUAAGACAAAAAUAAUUAAAUAUUUCACAGAGAAACAUGCUUUGGGUGUCACCUGGCGCAGAGUGCAUGCAGCAUUCAGUGAACACUUACAUGUGUCUGAUGUGAUCCAGAGUCUCUUCAACAGGCCACAUUUAAGAGGUGACUUGACUCCCUUUUGCUGGUGGCUGGAGCACAAUGGAUCACGCAGGGGCCAUAGACACCGAGGAUGAACUGGGACCGUUAGCCCAUCUUGCUCCAAGUCCUCAGAGCGAGGCCGUGGCUCAUGAAUUCCAGGAGCUCUCCUUGCAGUCCAGUCAGCACCUACCCCCUCUAAAUGAAAGGAAGAAUGUGCUCCAGCUGAGGCUACAACAGAGGAGGACGAGAGAGCAACUAGUGGACCAGGGCAUCAUGCCACCUUUGAAGAGCCCGGCGGCAUUCCAUGAACAGAUAAAAAGCUUGGAACGAGCCAGAACUGAAAACUUCCUGAAACACAAGAUCCGGAGUCGACCAGACCGUUCUGAACUUGUCAGAAUGCACAUUUUAGAAGAAACAUUUGCAGAGCCUUCCCUACAGGCUACACAGAUGAAGUUGAAAAGAGCUCGGCUAGCUGAUGAUCUGAAUGAAAAGAUUGCUCAAAGACCUGGUCCCAUGGAGCUGGUGGAGAAAAACAUCCUUCCGGUAGACUCCAGUGUCAAGGAAGCAAUUAUAGGCGUUGGGAAGGAGGACUACCCCCACACUCAGGGCGAUUUCUCGUUUGAUGAAGACAGCAGCGAUGCUUUGUCUCCGGACCAGCCCGCCAGCCAGGAGUCCCAGGGGUCAGCCGCAUCCCCUAGUGAGCCAAAAGCUAGCGACUCGCCGUCUUCAGUGACUGCAAACACAGCUGCCCAGUUUACUGCAGUGUCCCCAGCGGUUCCUGAAUUCUUGAAGACUCCUCCGACUGUGGAUCAGCCUUCCACAAGGUCCACAGCUGCCGUCCUCCCCACGAACACUGUGUCCUCAGCAAAGCCUGGCCCAGCACUGGUCAAGCAAAGCCACCCCAAGAAUCCAAAUGACAAACAUCGUAACAAGAAGUGCAAAGAUCCCAAACCCCGGGUCAAGAAGUUGAAGUACCACCAGUACAUUCCUCCAGACCAGAAAGGAGAGAAGAACGAGCCGCAGAUGGACUCCAACUACGCCCGCCUGCUGCAGCAGCAGCAGCUCUUCCUGCAGCUGCAGAUCCUGAGCCAGCAGCAGCAGCACUACAACUACCAGACCAUCCUGCCUGCGCCAGUCAAAAAUGACAAAAACAACAACAGUGGGAAUUCAGCCUUGAACAACAGCACAUCGAACACGCCGAGACAGAACACAUCUGCUCCUGCGAGAAAGCCAGGACCACUGCCUUCUAGCCUGGACGACUUAAAGGUAUCAGAACUGAAGACAGAACUGAAAUUAAGGGGUUUGCCAGUGUCAGGCACCAAACCAGACCUCAUCGAACGCCUGAAACCCUACCAGGAAGCAAACAGUGGUGGCCUUGCUGCUAGCGGUAUGGUGGCAGUGUCAUCGGCAGCCAUCGUCACCAGUAAUCCGGAAGUCACCGUGGCGUUGCCAGUUACAACACUGCAGACUGCUGUGACCAGUGCCCGGUCCACUUUCAAGGCGGAAUUGCCGUCCUCCGGCAGCGUGGCACACGUGGACAGUGCUCACUCCCCCCUGCCCAUCUCACCCUCGCCCUCUGAACAGUCCAGCCUCAGCACCGACGACACCAGCAUGGCCGACACCUUCACUGAGAUUAUGACCAUGAUGUCGCCCUCCCAGUUUCUGUCUUCAUCUCCCUUGAGGGUGGCAAACAACGAGGACAGCCUGAGCCCCACUGGCAGCACUCUGUCACACCUGGAACUGGAUGCCGCCGAGAAGGAUCGCAAGCUUCAGGAGAAGGAGAAGCAGAUCGAGGAGCUCAAGAGGAAACUAGAGCAGGAGCAGAAGCUCGUGGAAGUUCUGAAGAUGCAGCUGGAGGUGGAAAAGCGUGGGCAGCAGCGGCCGCCGGAGCCCCAGCCUAGCGCCCCUAAGUCAGACCAGAAAGCGGGCAGUGUUGGCCCCUCCAUCAAAGAUGAGGCCUCCCUCCCUGACUGCUCCAACUCCAGGCAGCCCGUCCCUACUGGGGGCCAGAGCGUGGCUGCCCAAAAGGCUGUGGUGAUCAAGCAGGAGGUGCCUGUGGCGCAGGCGGAGCAGCAGAGCAUCGUCCCGCAGUUUUACGUGAGUCCCCAGGGACAGCCACCGCCUGCUGUUGUCGCUCAGCCCCAGGCUUUACUGACCACCCAGACUGCUCAGCUGCUGCUCCCUGUGUCCAUCCAGGGCUCGAGCGUCACCUCCGUGCAGCUCCCCGUAGGCAGCCUCAAGAUCCAGACUGCGCCACAAGCAGGAGUCCAGCCUCAGCCUCAGAUAGCAACUGCUGCCCAAAUCCCUGCUGCCGCCUUGUCCCCAGCCCUGGCCUCAAGCGUCCCUCAGAAACAAGACCCGUUCCAGCAGCAAGUGCUCAGUCAGCCUCAGCAAGCGAGAAAGCAGGCUUUCACAAACUCGACCCCCAACACCGUGCUUCCGUACCAGAGACCACCUGCACCAGCCGUCCAGCAGCCCUUCGUCAGUGCCCCCACCAGCAGCAUCUGCCAGCCCAGAAACGCCCCACCCCCAGCCUUGCAGAACGGGGCUCCUGCUCCCACCAAGCCUAGCUCGCCUUCUCCACCCCAGCAGUUUGUCGUCCAGCACUCCCUGUUUGGGAGUCCGGUCGCCAAGACAAAAGACCCUCCCCGCUAUGAGGAGGCCAUCAAGCAGACACGCAGCGCACAGUCGUCCCUUCCGGAGAUUUCCCACGCCCACAGUCAGCAGAUGGACGACCUCUUUGAUAUCCUCAUCAGAAGUGGAGAGAUUUCUCUGCCUAUAAAAGAGGAGCCCUCUCCUAUUUCCAAAAUGAGACCAGUGACAGCCAGCAUCACCACAAUGCCCGUCAACACCGUGGUGUCCCGGCCGCCGCCCCAGGUCCAAAUGGCACCCCCUGUCUCCUUGGAGCCCCUGAGCAGUUUAUCUGCCAGCCUAGAGAACCAACUAGAAGCUUUCCUGGAUGGAACUUUGCCUUCAGCCAAUGAAAUCGCUUCUCUACAAAGCAGCAGUGAAGACAGAGAGUCCUUCUCUCUGAUCGAGGAUCUCCACACUGACUUACUGGAGCACUCGCACUCACCCAUGGAGACCUCCGAGGCCCAGUUCGCAGCAGGCACCCCCUGCCUGUCCCUGGACCUCUCGGACUCAAACCUGGACAACAUGGAGUGGUUGGACAUCACCAUGCCCGGCACGUCGUCGGGACUCACUCCGCUCAGCGCCACGGCACCAAGUAUGUUCUCCGCCGACUUCCUCGACCCCCAGGACCUCCCGCUGCCGUGGGACUAGUGCCGCAGGGUUCUUGUCUCGGGGGCCGUGAGGUUUUAGAACACAAAGAAGUUUCUAGAGACAGAUCCAUAGUUGCAUUCUUGCAAUUGAAACACAUUGUCAUGGACAGAAGACAGAAGGUUCUAAGCCUGGAACCCAAGUUUGGAAACCUUUCAUUGCGCCUGGCAGUGAAUUUCUGCAGCUUAGCGUAGCACGGGCCUUCCGCAGCGUACACUAGUCAAAGAGGACUUGUCCAUUUCUCCAGACUUCAGUGCAGCGGGAAGAGUACCUUUAGCUAAAACACAGAUGAGAAUCACACACACGGGAAAUGACACUAGGAUUCUCUGGUUACCAACUACAUUUAAACCUCUGUGGUCACUUUACGACUCUAAAUAAAGGCAGAUGACUACACUCAACCCAGGCCAGUCAGUGUGAGGGCGGUGAGCGGUACUGCAGGUUGUACUUCUGGCGACGGCGCAAGCCAGGCCAAGCCAGCAGGGCUCAGAGGCAGUGCAGGGCCCUGGCCAGUUCAGUGACAGCUUCUAGCUGAAGACUUUUGGUUCAUCCAGAAACCUAUGUAAUUUUUUUGUGUUGUAGUUUAUUUUGUGAUUUUUGGAAUCUCACUUUAGAUUUCUAAAUUUAAACUUAAAUGGGAGCCUUUCAUUAUAACCAGAAGAUGUCCACAGAAGCAAUCCACUGUAAAAAGUCCAGCUGUACUGCAAAUCCUAGCAGCAGCCCUCCAGGGUGGGUUCACUGGUUUUGCCCCGUGUAUCAGACGUUUGUGUGUCUCCUCUGACAUGGUGACUUAUACAGCCGACAGUAGGGUAAGGAUGUGGGUAUCCAGUGGUCCUGCUUUUGUGAUAACUCGAACGUCUCUCGAGUACCUGAGCCACAUGUGUUUGUGUUAAGAAUCACUGACUUUCAGGUAACCAGACCCAUCUCGAAGAACCAAGGCAAGGCUUUAGCAUGAGCGAGCUUUCUGAGCUGGUGCGGUAGAAGAGGGGACGGUCCCUCUGCAGCCGAUGACAGCCUGGCCGGCCUUCCCUGCCUCGUGUCCCAGGCCAUCACUUCAUAAGCUUCUAACUGGACAUCACCAUCCUUUCAAGCCGAAGAUUAGAAAACUGGAGGUUUUACUUUUUUUUUUUUUAACAUAGAAAAAAGUCACUACAUACUUGUUGAGUAGCUUAAGAAUUUCCUAAAAUGCCAACUCUCAGAGCAUUUCCAAAAUUAUUUUAGUCAUUUAAAAAUGGUAAAAUGUAAAUAUCCGAACAAAAAACUGAACUCUAGCAAAAGAAUGUGGAGAUGUUUACCCUCUCGCAGACCUGUGCGCUCCUCACCACGAAAUGGCCCCCUGCUCCCCGGUGCAUGCAGGAGUCUGCCUGGCCCACUACUCACAAAAAACGUGGGAAUGACUUCGGGUCUGUGUUCUGAGCGCGGAUCUCGUUUCUGGAGCCUAUUCGGUUGGGGUUCACACGAGCACACAGGAGCCCUGUGGGUGCAGAGGCCCCUAUGCCCAGUGCACUCUGUGGCAGACAGCUUACGUGUGUAGCAGGGGGUGACGUGAUGUGCAGGGUACAGUAACCGUCUCCUCACCUGGGCAGGCACCUGCCUCAGGGGGGCUCUUGGCUGUGGUUUGUUGCCAAGGCAUUUGGCUGGAGUUUGUCAGCUGCAUCCUUAGUCCCUGAGCAUCUUCAUUCAGAUUUGGAUGGCUUACUAAAGUAGCACCAAAUGUCAGUGGGACAGUAGGAGGCCAGGGACACCCAGAGCUGUUCCCUCCCGUGAGCAGCUCUGUGUCCACGAUCCUGACCUGCAUACGAGUUGCCUUUCUGGUCCUCGGGCCCCUUUAUUGCUUCUUCAGAUAGGAUUUGGAACAUGCCACAGGAAGGCUGCUCUCGGAAAACACAGCCCAGUGCAGGGAACGCUCCGUGGCGACUGUGACUUCUCAGGAGCCCACUUCACAUAGGCAUGGGACGCUGCGUGGACCAGAAGGCACGUCUCAGGAGAGCCAGGGCUCCAGCUAGUGCUCCAUCAGCCAUUCCGCUUGCCCUGUUCGCCUGGCCAUCCUCUCCCAGCUGUCCUGCAGUCUCAGCCACGUGUUCCUGGUUGCCAUGUGCACUUGACAAGACCAAAGACCAGUCUGCAAACAAGGCCCUUGACCUGAGCCUGCGUGCCUGGCACAGGUGCCCUGAGGUUCCGCGGGUUUGGGAAAGACAGUUCCAUGUUGUUGUUGAAGGUCAAUUUCACAGCCAUGCAAGCACAGGGCAAAGCAGCCAGCACAAGAGGUCCUGCUGUACAUCACAUUACCAAGAAGGCAACUCCUGGAGACAGGUAAUCUCACAUCCCGUUGUCCUCGCGACCAGCUCUUCAAACGCACUGCAAUCAGCGUCUCCUCUCUGCUGGGAGCAGGGUGGUGUGCAGUCUUAGCAAAGCUUCCACCAAGCCUGGGGCAGCCUAGGGGGUGUGGCCGUCUUGUACUUUCAGCAAAGCAUGGGCUAGAAACCUCUUAGAGCAAAAUUAGUGGUCAAGUCCCCUGAAGCUGCAGCCCACUGUGUAGUGUUUGCCACGUGUCUGUGCGCAAAUGUGUUCUGAACAUGUGGGAUUUCUUCCCGAGAUGCUGUUUGUUCUUGCUUCAUAGGAAUGUUUUUGUGAUCCCGAAGAGAUCUUCUUUAAUUGCCUUUUUGCAAACCCGUGCUGCAGGGACAGACACUUACUGAUUUGUCGGGGCUGUCGAGGAGCAGUGGCGAAGGCAGACUGGGGUCACCUCCGGGCUGCUGCCUGUGGAGGCAGGGCCCCGGCGAGAAGACGGUGCCCUGCUGUACCGGCAGCCAGUUAGCCAUCCUGUCAGCACAGCCACGCUGCCCCCCCAGCCCAGAGCGUGCGUGCAGACGAGCCAUAGCCGCUGGCCUCCAGCUAUCCCCACACGCGUUGGCGCGGUCCCUGGGAGAAGUGGGGCGCCCUGGGCAGGGCUGGAAGCGCCUGGGGGAGGCGCCUGUCUCAGUGUCUGUCCUUGGGCCCUGGGCAUUCCCCUGACCCCCACCAGCUUGCCCAGGCGGGGAGCGCGGGGCACUGCCAGGGACCUUUUAGAGACGGUGAAGAACAGCUGUUCGUGUGUCAGCAGAGCGACACGGCGCACUUUAACCAGGUUCACAAACAACUCUGUUCUCCAUCACUUACACAUGAACACCGAGUGCUGGCAACAGAGACCACCAACAGACCACCAAAUACCAAUUGUCCUGUGCCCUGGAAGCCAUGAAAUUAGUCCAAACUUGUCACCAUUAACUGGAAGGUCAGGUUGAUGAAGGAACACCGCUUGUGAGUGCAUCGGAGUGUAUUUGGAGAGCGCCUGACCACAUCCCCACUCGCCCCCUACGUGACUGCAGUCAGAACUGGAAAGUAACAUUGAGGCGCGGCAUUCCUUCCCCGGCCCCGCCUUUGCUGGCCGGCCUCUUCACCAGUCCCCUGGGGCCGCGCUCCUGUGGGCCAGGGACUCUGCCCAGCGCGGAGCAGGCCGGCGUAGUUCCGCUCAACCUGCUCGCAGCGUCCGAGGAGACGCACCACUGCAAAGGGUUCUGUCCACACUCUGGUGUCAGGCGUGCGAUUCAGAAAGCUGCACAUGUUUACAAAAGAGCUCUCACCCUACUCACACACACCCCACUCUGUGAAUCAUGAUGGGAAAAUGUCACAGUCUGUGACAACAGGAUGGCAGUCAGAUCCACAGGUGCUGCCUGGAAUCAAGCGAAAUAUGGAAUUGGAGACGUUGACACAGCUACCAUGUGUAACAGAGCUUGGUGCCAACUACUAGGACGAAGCUUUAACCAAGACCGUAGAAAUCACCAGAACUCCUAACAAUUACCUCUCUGCAUUCGUUCUGCUGUAAGCAAUCUUGCUAACUGGUAGGAAGGGGAAGCAUUUAGGAAGGGGUUAGUCUCUACCAAAAGUACUUGACCUCGAGUAACCAAGAGGAUGCAAAUGUUUCAAAGGAACCAAAGGCAUUGCCAAGUAUUUGCCAAAAGGAGGCACUUUUUAUUUAAAAUUUGAGACUAAUGAGAUCUCAAAAACCAGUCCCAAAAAGGUAUUAUACAUUUAAGGUUAUAAUUUUCACAGAGAUGUAGAUAUUUCUCUAUCGUCUUCAUGUAAAAUAGUAGAGAGCUGUUUUAAGAAUACAUAUCUAGUAGUAAUACCAGGUUUUUUUCCUUUCCAUGUAGAAAUUAUUGCUUGCAAUAGAAAUGCAACGUGAUAGGUGUUUCUCUUCUUAUUUUCAUUGUCACAUUAUGUCUUAGCAUCUCACUCUAUGAAAACAAGAAGAAAGAUACCAAUCCACGGAGCCCUGCUUGUUGAAGCAACAAGAAACGAUGGCAGUUGGGGGUCCAUUUGUUAUUGCCUUUGUGUUGUUUUUAAGAAGAAAACCAUGAUGCCUUUGUCCCUGCUGUCUGCACCCCUGACCUCGAGUCCGCAUCAUGGCCGGGUGCCAUACGUGUUGCACGUGCACUGUACGUAGGUGGCACACGCGUGUCCCGUGUGUGCGCACAUCCCUCGUUACAUCUCUGUACAUAGCGGCAGGAUCGUAGCUGAUCGGGAAACGUUUGAUAUCUCGGCAAUUUUGCAUUUUUGUGUCUCAAAUAAAAGACAUUUUGAUGUAC